Molecule: messenger RNA, 1881 nt
Organism: Eubalaena glacialis (North Atlantic right whale)
Lineage: Eukaryota; Metazoa; Chordata; Mammalia; Artiodactyla; Balaenidae
Product: vasculin
Exons: 1
Coding region: 250-1671 (473 amino acids)
Biological process (GO): DNA-templated transcription; positive regulation of DNA-templated transcription
Cellular component (GO): nucleus
Molecular function (GO): RNA binding; DNA binding
Source: RefSeq, a predicted model, not a curated record
AGCCAUAUGAAAACUUCAAAACAGAAGUAUGGGUAGCUGACUGAAGUAACUCUAUGUCAAGUAGCCAUAGGUUAAGUAUCUUCAAAGAACUUGGAUUUUAUUUCAGAGGAUACAAAAUAAAAAAACAAACUGGAAAACAUAAAGAUUACAGAGAAAAACCCAACACCUUCCUGUGCAGUCCUGUUGGAAUUUGGACUUGCCAUGAGGUGUUGAAGCCUUGUUUCGCUGAGUUGGAGAGACUGGACCUAAAUGGCGCAGCAUGACUUUGCUCCAGCCUGGCUUAAUUUUCCUACCCCACCAUCAUCAACAAAGUCGUCACUGAAUUUUGAAAAGCAUUCUGAAAACUUUUCAUGGACAGAAAAUCGUUAUGAUGUGAAUCGUCGACGACACAACUCUUCAGAUGGCUUUGAUUCUGGAAUUGGACGUCCUAAUGGAGGUAACUUUGGAAGGAAAGAAAAAAAUGGAUGGCGUACACAUGGAAGAAAUGGUACUGAAAACAUAAAUCAUCGAGGGGGAUACCAUGGUGGAAGUUCCCGUUCUCGUAGCAGUAUUUUCCAUUCUGGAAAAAGCCAAGGCCUACAUGAAAACAGCAUACCUGACAGUGAAACGGGGAGGAAAGAAGACAAGAGAGAACGCAAACAGUUUGAGGCUGAGGAUUUUCCAUCUUUAAAUCCUGAGUAUGAGAGAGAACCAAAUCAGAAUAAAUCUUUAGCUGCAGGUGUAUGGGAAUAUCCCCCGAAUCCUAAAUCUAGAACUCAAAGGAUGCUGGUCAUUAAGAAAGGUAAUACAAAAGACUUACAGCUAUCUGGAUUCCCAGUAGUAGGAAAUCUUCAGUCACAGCCAGUUAAGAAUGGGACUGGUCCAAGUGUUUAUAAAGGCUUAGUCCCUAAGCCUGCUGCUCCACCUACAAAACCUACACAGUGGAAAAGCCAAACUAAAGAAAAUAAAGUUGGGACUUCUUUCCCUCAUGAGUCUACAUAUGGUGUCGGAAACUUUAAUGCUUUUAAAUCAACUGCCAAGAAUUUUAGUCCAUCAACAACUUCAGUGAAAGAGUGUAAUCGCUCAAAUUCCUCUUCACCUGUUGACAAACUUAAUCAGCAGCCUCGUCUAACCAAACUGACACGUAUGCGCACUGAUAAGAAGAGUGAAUUUUUGAAAGCAUUGAAAAGGGACAGAGUAGAAGAGGAACAUGAAGAUGAAAGCCAUGCGGGCUCAGAAAAGGAUGACGACUCAUUUAAUUUGCAUAACAGCAAUAGUACUCACCAAGAAAGGGAUAUAAACCGAAACUUUGAUGAAAAUGAAAUUCCACAAGAGAAUGGCAAUGCCUCGGUAAUUUCCCAACAGAUCAUUCGGUCUUCAACCUUCCCACAAACUGAUGUUCUUUCUAGUUCACUGGAAGCAGAACACAGAUUGUUAAAGGAGAUGGGCUGGCAAGAAGACAGUGAAAAUGAUGAAACAUGUGCUCCCUUAACUGAGGAUGAAAUGAGAGAAUUCCAGGUUAUUAGUGAACAGUUACAGAAGAACGGUCUGAGGAAAAAUGGUAUUUUGAAAAAUGGCCUGAUCUGUGACUUCAAGUUUGGACCCUGGAAAAACAGCACUUUCAAACCCACUAUUGAGAAUGAUGACACAGAGACAAGUAGCAGUGACACAUCAGAUGACGACGAUGUGUGAAGGAUUUCCUAACAGCUUUAGAAAUUUUAGUGUGAUACAUCUCUCAUACAGUUUGGGGUGAAUGGUAAAAAUGAAGAACUAUAAUUUAUGUAGUAAAAUACCCCAUUAGAAGAUGAUUUUUUUGGGGAACUUCAAUAUGAAGAAAACCAAGAAUGUUGUGUUGGGCUGUGUUGAACAUUAUUUCUUUGUUAAAUGAAUGUUGUAGAAAUG